UACGUUUGCUUGGUCUCCUAAAAUAAACAAAGUGUUCCCAAUUAGAAUGUAGUGCACUGCAAGAUUUAAUAGGAAAAAAAUUAUCAUAAAUUGCUUAUUUUUAUGCACGGUGUUUUCCAUAUAUCAUAUAUCGAAAAAUAUAUACUUUUGCAGCAAUAAAAAUAUAGUUGUGCAUUGUUUUAAAUUGUUUCGCCAUGUCUGAAAUGCGAAUCCGUCCACGACAGGUGCUCAUACUUAUUAUUGUGUUCCUAGUGAUAUUGCUUUUAGUGCAUCGGAAUGGGAAGCGUACUUGCCAGGGUCCCGAAUUUUUGCAGGCUAUUUAUGCUAAGCAAACGGAGAACGCUUUACCAAAAAUUUAUGCAAUAACACCAACAUACAGCCGCCCAUCGCAAAAAGCCGAACUAACAAGAUUGUCACAUAUAUUCAUGCUUAUGCCUAAUUUACAUUGGAUUUUAAUUGAAGAUUCCAAUACAACGACGAAAGUAGUGCGCAACCUGUUAAAGCGAGCGGGUUUAACGGAACGUUCAACCCAACUCAACAUUAAAACACCAGUUAAUUAUAAAUUGAAAAAUAAAGAUCCGAACUGGCUGAAGCCACGUGGAGUGGAACAACGAAAUUUAGCCCUCAGCUGGAUACGUACAAAUGUAGAUCCAGCGGAACAUAGUGUGAUAUUUUUUAUGGACGAUGACAACUCUUACAGUGUUGAGCUGUUUGUGGAAAUGACUAAAAUCGAACCCGGACGCGUUGGCAUAUGGCCAGUGGGUUUAGUAGGUGGACUUAUGGUGGAAAAACCUAUUCUUAAUGCCGAAAAUACUCAAGUAAUUGGUUUUAAUGCAGCGUGGCGACCAGAGAGACCAUUUCCUGUAGAUAUGGCUGCGUUCGCAAUUAGUACUGAUUUGUUAUUUAAAUAUCCACAAGCGCAAUUUGCUUACGAGGUGGAGCGAGGUUACCAAGAAAGUGAAAUAUUAAGACACAUAACAACGAGAGAACAACUACAACCUUUGGCGAAUAAUUGCCGCGAUGUACUAGUGUGGCAUACCCGUACUGAAAAAACGAAUCUCGUAUCUGAAAUAAAACUGAAUAAAGAUGGGAAAUAUUCUGAUGUUGGCAUGGAGAUCUAACAUUAAUAAAAUAGUAUUUAAAAGUUAAAAGAAUUUGCGUCAUGAUUUAAAUGCUCGCAAUUUUUUAUAUUUGAUAUCCGGUAUAUUUACACAUUUAUAAAAAGUAUUUGAUUGACCUUCACGCCUUACUUUACGAGAAAUGCAUAUCCUCCACAAGUGAUUAAAAAGAUCGUAUGUCGUAGUACUUCCAAAAUAUUUAUGAUAUACAUUUAUUUUGCCCAUAAACAAAUUUAGUUAUUUAUGAACUAAAUAUUACAUGCAUCUUUAAAAUAGUUUAUUAUCUUAAGUAGUGAUAUUAUUAAUUGAAAGUAUGUGUGUGCAAAAUUUAUGUAAAUAAUUUUGCUAACAGACUUAAAAAUUUGUUGAUUUUUUAUAUAAUAAAAAGUAUGCAAUUGAUAUAAUACGUAGAGUUGCUUAUCAGAUCAGUUAGAUAAGAAAUAUUCAGACAGCUUGUUAUUUUUAAUGAAAGCUAAACAAACAUCAAAAGGUUAUUUAUACCGUCAACCAAUUAAAUUAUAUGUCAAUAUGUUUUUUUUUUUUUUGUUUUUUGGAAAUUUAAUGCAUUAAUAAUAAAAUGUUCCACAUUAUUUUGUGAAUGUAAAGGAUUUUUUUUUUCAAAGCUUUAGUUGUAAUUCUUAGUUUUGGUUAGAACAUCCAGAAUCAACACAAUUUAACUUACAUAAAAAUACCAAUAACCACCGAAAAAUUCAUUAUAUAAAACAAAUAUGAUAAUAUAAAAUUACCU
Molecule: messenger RNA, 1866 nt
Organism: Bactrocera latifrons
Lineage: Eukaryota; Metazoa; Arthropoda; Insecta; Diptera; Tephritidae
Gene: GlcAT-I
Product: galactosylgalactosylxylosylprotein 3-beta-glucuronosyltransferase I
Exons: 2
Coding region: 195-1121 (308 amino acids)
Biological process (GO): chondroitin sulfate proteoglycan biosynthetic process; carbohydrate metabolic process
Cellular component (GO): Golgi membrane
Molecular function (GO): galactosylgalactosylxylosylprotein 3-beta-glucuronosyltransferase activity
Source: RefSeq, a predicted model, not a curated record